Messenger RNA from Blepharisma stoltei, 2286 nucleotides. NCBI's taxonomy places the organism in Eukaryota, Ciliophora, Heterotrichea, Heterotrichida, Blepharismidae. The record is from the annotation of a GenBank genome assembly.
AUGGCAAGGCUAGUUCUGUUGCUUUUGAUUAUUUCCACUGCAAUUAUUGGCGUCUUUGCCAAAAAUACUGCUGAUUUCUCAGAAUCUGCUUCGAAUAAAAUGCAAGUUAAGCCAGGAUCAACAACUAGUGAUCUUCAAGCUACUGACACUUCAAGUUCAGAUCCUGCAACUUCAGAGGAAGCGGCUUCUGACAAUACAGAUCAGGCUGCAACAAGUGAAGAAGCAACAACCGAAGAAGCUGCAGCUGAAGAGGCUACAACUGAGAAUUCUGCAAGUGAGCAGAGUGUAGAAGCUGCAAGUGAAGAAGCCGCAACAGAAGGAGCUACAACUGAAGAAGCUGCAAGCGAGGAAGCUACAACUGAAGAAGCUGCAAGCGAGGAAGCUACAACUGAAGAAGCUGCAAGCGAGGAAGCUUCAACUGAGCCUUUCUCUUCAGAUACUUCUACAAGUGAGCAGCCAGCUGAAACUUCAGCUUCAGGAGACAGCUCAACAACAGAAAGUGAUCCAUCAUCAAAUGGAAAUGCAGCAGAGGGAACUGAAGAAGCUACAAAUACAGAGAGCACUGAUAAUGCAGCAAGUGAAAGCUCUGAAAGCAGUCCAGAAACGACGACUUCUGAAGAAUCCUCUCAAGAACCUGUAGACUCUGCAGCUGCUGAGGAAACUUCAUCUGAUAGCUCUCAGACAAGUUCUGAUCCUACCACUUCUGAGACAGAUCAGUCAACUGAAGAGGCUACAAGUGAGGAAAGCUCGAGUGAAGAAACUAGCAAUGAUUCUACCACCCAAGAAGAAGCCACUUCAGAAACACCAGCAGAGUCUAGUGAAGGAACUACUCAAGAAGAAACUAGCUCAGAAGAGCCAACUGAAGCCCAACCAAGCGAAGAAUCAACAAGUGAAGAAGCAACAAGUGACUCAAGCACCCAAGAAGAAAGCACUACAGAAACACCAACUAAUGCUGAUGAAGCCUCAGAGCAAGAAACUAAUACAUCAACAAGUGAAGAAACAACAAAUCCUGAUACUCCUGCAGAGGAAACUACUCAACCGGCUGAAGAAACAUCAUCUGAAGAGACUGGAAGCUCUGAAGAAGCUACAAGCGAAACCCAGCCAGAUCAAGGAAGCUCUGAAGAAGAGACGGCUGAAAGUUCAAGUGAACAGCCUACAGAAGAGUCUAGUGAACAGCCUACAGAAGAGUCUAGUGAACAGCCUACAGAAGAGUCUAGUGAACAACCUACAGAAGAGUCUAGUGAACAGCCUGCAGAAGACACUAGUGAAGGGACCAGCGAAGAGACAACAGAAGAAGCAAGUGAAGAGCAAACAGAAGGUUCAAGCGAAGAGCAAACUGAAGAGUCAAGUGAAGAGCAAACUGAUGGGUCAUCCGAAGAAGAAACUUCUGGUUCAUCAGAAGAGCCUGAAAAAGAAACUGAAGAAACUUCUGAUGAUGAAGAAGUCAAUCCAACUCCGAUAGCUCCUACUCCUCUUAUUUGUCCAAAAUUCACAUGUAGCAGCACCAAAAAACCUUACUGUAUUUCCACAGAUGGUGAAUUUGUUAAACAUUAUAAGUGUGAAGGAGACAAAACUUGUGGAGAUUAUAGCCUAUCAUCUCCAGCCUCAACGGACUGCUAUUCAUCUGAUGAAAACUCAAGCUCUGAAUCAGAAAAGUCAUGCCCUUCAUAUGCUAAAGAAGGAGAAUCCUGCAGCUCUACAGCACUCUGUGGCAAAGGCUACUAUUGUAAACAAGAUACAGGAUCGUGCUCAAAGAAAACGUCUAAAGGAAAAUCUUGCAGCACUUUAUAUGAAUGCACUGAAGGAUCAAUCUGCAAUAAAGGCAAAUGCAUUGAGUAUUUUUCUCUUCCUGAUGGCUCGCAAGCUGACUCUAAAUUAGCAUGUGAUUCUGCUAUAGUAAAAGAUGGAAUUUGCCAAGUACCUUCAAAGUCGCCUAAGGAGCUUCCAAUUGGGUGUGUAUAUGACACCGACUGUGUUUCCACAAAUGGAACCCCUGGAAAAUGCGCGUGCUCAGCCAAUAAGGAUGGAAAUGCAUAUUGCAAGCUUUAUGAAUCUGACGAGCUUAGUAAAAGAUAUAUUGCAUUAGCAAAUGAUGGAGAUAUUGCUGCCAGCCAAGUCGCGCUUAGUGAAUUGAUUAAUUAUCCGACACUUCAAACGAUAAAUGAUUGUUUUGAAGACUCUUUGGAAUAUAAAGCAUAUCAGAAGUUAAUAGAUUGGUCAGAAAAUUGCCAUUCUAAUGCUGUAGUAUUAGGCUUAUCCUUUAUAUGGGCUAUUUUAGUCCAAUAA